Molecule: messenger RNA, 1616 nt
Organism: Scaptodrosophila lebanonensis
Lineage: Eukaryota; Metazoa; Arthropoda; Insecta; Diptera; Drosophilidae
Gene: Rsph3
Product: radial spoke head protein 3 homolog B
Exons: 4
Coding region: 89-1318 (409 amino acids)
Cellular component (GO): cilium
Source: RefSeq, a predicted model, not a curated record
AUUUUCUAUAUUCAUACAUUAAACCAGACAAAAAUAAACGCCAUCAUUUUAUAAAUUUACAAAAGCGUCAACCAAGUUGUGAGCCGCGAUGCCAACAAUACCGAAACGGGAUAUAAGACCCUCGGGGGGCAGAAAUUCCGGCAUGGACUUCCUCAGCACCAGCGUUACACGGACCGAGGUUACUGAGAUGCAGAUCAAAUGGCAGGAUCAGACAUGUCCAGCACCGCCUUGCAAACAGGCCUUCUGGUGGGCUUCACAGCCGAAACCCGUCAAAAUCAAGGGCUGUCCCAAACCGGUUGUGCCGCCGCCGGAGCCGUACAAGAACGUGAUGUACGACAAACGUGUCAUAAAGGGCAGUAAUUUUGGUGCCACCUCGUUUAUCUCGGAGGUGGAUCCGUUUGACAAGGCCGCUGAGCUAAGGCGAAGGAAUAUGCUGCGCAAGCGUACCCAACAGUGUCGCAAUCAGCGCAAUGUGCUGGGGACGCCGCCGCCGGUCAAGGGGAGGAAACAUGAGACCAUACAGACAGAGAAAUACUUGGAAAAGUUGGUGCAAAGGCCGCCCGAGCUUUCAGUGGACACACAAACAGACCUCUAUUUGGAGAAGCCGCCCACUCCACUCUUCAUACCCGCGAAGGUAGGCAUUGAUGUGGGUACGGAGAUUGGAGAUGGCGAGCUAUUCCACUUCGAUGCCGAGGCUCAGCCCAUUAUUGAUGUGCUGGUCGAUGCUUGCAUUGAGCAGAGCAUGCUGGAAGUGGCGCAUGAAAUGGAACUUGAUGCUUUGCGCAAGAAGCAGGAAGAAUUCCUGGCAAGACGCGAAGCCGAGUUGGCCGAGUUGCGACGUCUGGAAGCCGAGGAGCUGCGCUUGCAGGCUGAAAAGGAGCGUCGUCUGCGACAAGACACCAUUGCCAAGGAGCUGGACCAGGAAAUGCAGAAGAGUGUGACGGCAGCGAAAUUGUUACAAGGCCACAUUGCCAGCCUCAUCCCCGAAGUGCUGGAGAAUAUUGAGCCGGCCAGCGAUGCUCUAAAGAAGGAGCAGCUUAUGAAGAACAUCUGUCCUUGGCUGUCUGCCGAAGUGGCCGAAGAAGUGGGCCAUAUUGUGGACUCGCGCGAGAUACUCACUGCCAUAAUACAGGAGAUUAUCAAACAGCGCGCUGAAAUCUACAUCGGCUAUAAGGAACAAGAGUCCGAGGCGCCCAUGGAUGUCGACAUCUGUGAAGAAGAGGGUUGUGCGAUUGACGAGAUGGAGGCCUGUCCAUGUGAAACGGAAACCGAUUUAGAGGAAUGUCCAGAGCCGCCGCCUGCGCCACCCACGCUAUGAACAUACAUAAAUAAUAUGAUUUACAUAGUUUAGUUCCAAAUACAUUUGCGUUUGAGCCAUCCAAAUACUUACAUACAUAGAUAUAAUACAACAAAAGCUUACAAAAUGGAGCGCGUGCAGCAUUGUUGUGUGUGGCAACGCACCGCUGUCGAUGUCGGCGCUAUACACAAAAAUAUUGCAGAUCCAUAGGCACAACUCGAAAUUGAUGCAAUUUUCGCAAACAAAUGUAACUAAAUAUUGUUAAUGGUUUUUGUGUUACCGAAAAUUCAAUGAAUAAACCAAAAAUUGCGCGAACAUA